AUGAUAAGUUCGUCGGCCAGGUCUGGUGGAUUUAUUGGAUCUAAAUUUGCCUGGAUGGCUUGUGAAAACAAAAUCGGGAAUAACAAGAGAGGGCGGGUCAAGGGACCUCCUCCAAAUCUCACACCCGAAUAUAUUGCUGAGCAGAGAGCCAUUCGAGAAGCAAAAAAACAAGCCAAGAAGGCGAAGGCUGAACAAGAAGCGAAAGUUGAUGGUGCCAAAAUAAUUACGGAGGAAGAUGAAGAUUAUUCCUUCAUUAAAAGGCCAUUUCUAACAGUUCCGGGUGCAGUAUUGGAAGACGCGUCGCGAAGUUUUAAGUUUAUGACAUACAACGUUCUGGCUCAGUCGUUAAUUCGAAGGGAAUUGUUCCCUGAGAAUGGGGAUGCCUUGAAAUGGGUAUGGAGGAGACAGGUUUUGGCUAAAGAAUUAGAGUAUUACUUGCCAGAUGUUCUCUGUAUGCAAGAAGUUGACACUGAUCACACAAAAGCGUUUUGGCAUCCGUUACUCGAGUCGUUUGGGCACGAGAAUGUUUUUACUACUUUUCCUGGAAAGAAACAUGGUCUAUCUAUCUCAUAUUCAAAAAAAAAGUUUAGAUUGGUUGAUCAAGCUACAGUGUUUUAUGACGAAUUUUACAUCAAGGGGGUGCCAGUUAUGGCGAAGACCAGAAAUAAUGGAAUGCUGGUUGCUUUGGAAUUGAUAGAUGAUCGAGGUGAGCCCAAAGGUACAGGUAUAAUUGUCACUAACUGCCAUAUGUUCUGGCAUCCAAAGGGGUCAUAUGAACGUACUAGGCAAUUGGCAAUUCUGAUGACGGAAGCAAUAAAGUUCAAGGAUAAAUAUAAUUGGCCUGUAUUGCUGGGAGGGGACUAUAACAGUGAAUGCUUCGAUACCCCUUACAUUUGUGCUACAAGCAAAAGGCCGGUCGUCUUAGAUGAAGAGUCGAAGGCUAUUUUAUUGGAAAGUGUCUCCAUACUGAGACCUAAGUUUGGGAAGGACUUGGUGAAAGUCGAAAGUGUCAACGGUGAUGGACAGGAGGAGAUCGAAUCGUUGGUGCAAUAUUUUAAUAACCUACCAUACAAAGCUACAAGUGUCUAUGGCUCAGCAUAUAUGUCAGUUCACCCAGAGAAUAUCCAUCCUAGAAGUGAAGGUGAACCAAAUUUCUCUAAUUGGGCACACGCUUGGAGAGGACUUCUUGACUAUAUUUUUGUACUUGAAAACAAAAAUCAAACACCAUCAAAAGAACCAAGUAGAGUUAGUCCGGAAGUUAAGGUCUUGGAGUUAUUACGACUUCCUUUACGUGAUGAGAUGGGACCCGAACCUAGCGGACAGCCUCGUAAGGGACAAUAUCCUAGUGACCAUCUGUGUAUUAUGGCCAAGCUCGAGAUUUAG
Messenger RNA from Sugiyamaella lignohabitans, 1383 nucleotides. It is a transcript of the gene NGL2, whose product is annotated as Ngl2p. NCBI's taxonomy places the organism in Eukaryota, Fungi, Ascomycota, Dipodascomycetes, Dipodascales, Trichomonascaceae. Gene Ontology annotation, molecular function: poly(A)-specific ribonuclease activity. The coding region runs from base 1 to 1383 and encodes 460 amino acids. The record is from RefSeq and is a predicted model, not a curated record. The transcript has a single exon.